AUGUUGCCAAAAAACCUUUCGACAAUUUCCGAUAACCAAAACUUACCUUUAACAACUGUUACGUUGACCUCUAAGAUAUUUAUUGAGUCCCUUGCAAACAGUAUCAAACAAGUUCGCCUUCAAGCAAACAAGCAUGAUAAACUUGUGAGCUAUCCGUGGAAGGAUGACCCAACUUGCAAAAAAUUUACCGUCCAGCUGGCAGAGAGAGAUAGCCUUCCCAAAUGGGCUUUGACAUCAUUUCCCGGAAGCGGUGUUACCUGGACGAGACAGAUGAUUGAAGGUAUUACAGGUAUUUACACAGGCUCAAUUCAUGAACAGGAUCCACCUCCAGUUCAAUUAGAAGGCGUAGGCUUUGAUCAACUCGGUAUUAGAGACGAUCCCUUUUGUGGAUGCACUAUAAUUGACAAAGAUCAUGAAGCAACAAUCACGGUAGAUGGAAUGGUGGAUUAUUUUCGGCUACUUUAUAUCGAGGGCUAUUCGGAUAUACUUCGAAAGGUAUAUGACUACCGAGGCGUUCUUCUACUGCGAAACCCGAUGGAUGUUGUUUUCACGUACCGGCAUUGGCAGCUAGCAGGGAAAGUAGGGACAGCACCACAAGAAGCUUUCCAGGGACCACAAUGGAAGAAAGUCGUAGAAUUCGUUGCCUACGCUUGGGCAGACCAUGCCAUCCGCUGGAUAGAGCAAAUCGAGAAGGGAACUGUCAUAUUUUACGAGCAGCUACUUGGUCGCAACGCAUCGACAGAAUUGGAGCGACUUUUUGACGCUAUGGAUUUCAAGCCUAGUCCGCUCGAUACGGAGCGAAUGCGAUGCACGCUGGAUCACAGAGAUCGCACCGACCAUAAGAGGUUGAACAAGAGUUGGAUACCGUUGGAGGAAGAGCAAAGGCUAUUAUUUAUAGAAUCAAUCCAUCGAGUCCAGCAAAGUCUACGAAGGCGAAAGUGGCCUCAGCUUCCUGUUCAUCUGUAUGACCUUCAUGGCCUUUACAAUCAAACCAUCCUUUGAUUUCUUAGGAAUUCUUUAUAUGAGAAUUGCAGACUUCCGUGUGCCGAGGUUAUUUGACAGACCCAAACCAAGUAUAGGUUUGCUGAUUACAUGUAUUUUCUACCAAUCCAUCAGAGAUAUCUGCUUACAACUGCACCUGUGAUUAUAAUUCGAUAUAGGUUUUGUACCUCCGGCUAUUCUUUUGAUCUGGAUUCAGAAUGGUUGUAGGCUUCCAAAAAUCGUGGCAUUUCAUACUUGAUAUACCUUGCGGUGAACCAC
Messenger RNA from Daphnia carinata, 1260 nucleotides. RefSeq names its product sialate:O-sulfotransferase 1-like. The transcript is spliced from 6 exons. Bases 1 to 1002 code for a protein of 333 amino acids. Lineage: Eukaryota; Metazoa; Arthropoda; Branchiopoda; Diplostraca; Daphniidae. The record is from RefSeq and is a predicted model, not a curated record.